This is a messenger RNA of Spirodela intermedia, 306 nucleotides long. NCBI's taxonomy places the organism in Eukaryota, Viridiplantae, Streptophyta, Magnoliopsida, Alismatales, Araceae. The record is from the annotation of a GenBank genome assembly.
AUGGAGAAGAGGAGGCCGCCGCUGAUGUCGCCGGGGAGGAGCGGCGCCGCCGCCGGGUACGUGGGUCUCGGUGACGAGGGCGCAGCGGCGAGCUCCUCCUCCUCCGCCGGCGCCUACAGCUUCAACGGGCCCAGCGGCGGCAGCGGCGGCGGCGGGUUCUCAUAUACCGCCGACCCGGAGAACCAGCGGAAGAAGCGGGUCGCCGCCUACAACUCGUUCGUCGCCGAGAACAAGCUCAAAUCCUCCGUCCGCACCAGCUUCAGGUGGCUCAAGAGCAAGCUCUUCUCCGACGCCCGCUACGCCUGA